AUGGUGAUGCUGGACUUCGAAAAGCACUUAUGGGAGAAGGCCGAGUCAAGAUACAUGAAUGAGAUUGACUCAAUCUGUCUGCCAAGUGCUGAAAGAUGGGUUGCAACUACACCAAGCAGUGUUAUUAAAAAAGCUGCUGAAUUUGUCGAUUACAUCCAAACCAAUAAGUCAAUUCUGCCUCCAGUUGCUGCUUUGUUUAGUACAAGAAUACCAGAAGUGCGGAAUAAAGAAUCAAUAUUGGAGUUCCCAGAAUUACGCGCUGACAUUGAUGCGAAUCCCAGAGAACAAGCUAUGCGUAUGAGUUAUGUAAUUUACGAGAGGUUACAUGAAAAAGUACUCAUGCACAUCGCGUAUACGUUGAACUACGAGCUUCACCAAAGGGCUCGAGAAGUCGGAAGAUCAGUUGCCGAUGUAUUGGAAGCAUUAGUGAAUGAAUACGAAAAAGAUGGAUUUCCAUUCAAAGUCGUCCAAACGUUAGAAUUCCUCGAAAGUGGAAUAUAUGAGGGUACACUAGAAGACGCAGCCGAAAGGUUUGAAAAGCGUUACAUGUAUUUGACACCGGAAGAACAAAAAAUGAUGAGGUGGAUCAUGUUUUACCUAUUAGCGAGAGACAAAUAUGGAUUGGAUGAGCUCGACCAUUGA
Molecule: messenger RNA, 642 nt
Organism: Saccharomycopsis crataegensis
Lineage: Eukaryota; Fungi; Ascomycota; Saccharomycetes; Ascoideales; Saccharomycopsidaceae
Exons: 1
Coding region: 1-642 (213 amino acids)
Source: RefSeq, a predicted model, not a curated record